This is a messenger RNA of Physeter macrocephalus (sperm whale), 3182 nucleotides long. RefSeq names its product serine and arginine rich splicing factor 1 (gene SRSF1). The record is from RefSeq and is a predicted model, not a curated record. Lineage: Eukaryota; Metazoa; Chordata; Mammalia; Artiodactyla; Physeteridae. Gene Ontology annotation, molecular function: mRNA binding. Gene Ontology annotation, cellular component: cytoplasm; nucleus. The transcript is spliced from 8 exons. Bases 85 to 846 code for a protein of 253 amino acids.
CGUGGUGUAGCUGUGGGCUCGCUCUGCUGUUCGCUAGGCUUGGUGGGAAGACCUGUCCUCGAGUCCGCGCCUUUCGUCGCCGCCAUGUCGGGAGGUGGUGUGAUUCGUGGGCCGGCAGGGAACAACGAUUGCCGCAUCUACGUGGGGAACUUACCUCCAGACAUCCGAACCAAGGACAUUGAGGACGUGUUCUACAAAUACGGUGCUAUCCGCGACAUCGAUCUGAAGAACCGCCGCGGAGGACCGCCCUUCGCCUUCGUUGAGUUCGAGGACCCGCGGGAUGCGGAAGACGCGGUGUACGGUCGCGACGGCUAUGAUUACGAUGGAUACCGUCUGCGGGUGGAGUUUCCUCGAAGCGGCCGUGGUACAGGCCGAGGCGGCGGCGGGGGUGGAGGUGGCGGGGCUCCCCGAGGCCGCUAUGGCCCCCCGUCCAGGCGUUCUGAAAACAGAGUGGUUGUCUCUGGACUGCCUCCAAGUGGAAGCUGGCAGGAUUUGAAGGAUCACAUGCGUGAAGCAGGUGAUGUAUGUUAUGCUGAUGUUUACCGAGAUGGCACUGGUGUCGUGGAGUUUGUACGGAAAGAAGAUAUGACCUAUGCAGUUCGAAAACUGGAUAACACUAAGUUUAGAUCUCAUGAGGGAGAAACUGCCUACAUCCGGGUUAAAGUUGAUGGGCCCAGAAGUCCAAGUUAUGGAAGAUCUCGAUCUCGAAGCCGUAGUCGUAGCAGAAGCCGUAGCAGAAGCAACAGCAGGAGUCGCAGUUAUUCCCCAAGGAGAAGCAGAGGAUCACCACGCUAUUCUCCCCGUCAUAGCAGAUCUCGCUCUCACAUAUCUGAAGAGAUGGAUUAAGAAUGCUUUGGAUUAAGGAUUGUGGAGCACAUUUCAAUCAUUUUAGGAUUGUCAAAAGGAGGAUUGAGGAGGAUCAGAUCAAUAAUGGAGGCAAUGGUAUGACUCCAAGUGCUAUUGUCACAGAUGAAAUUGGCAGUAUUGACCUUAUACUAAAAGGCAAGGGUUUAAAAUGAUUAUACAUCUACCUUAAAACACUUGCAAACAUCUUAUGCAGUUACCUUUAGCUACAAUUGCUUUGCUCUUUAAACCUUGGCAAUUGUGGCAAAAUUACGUUGCCCAUUUUGUAACAAUUUAUUUUGCCCCCUACCCUUUUUUGUUUUAAUAGGGACUAAUGUGGGAAGAACUGGCUAAUUUGUCACAAUGCUUAGUUACAACUGUUAAUGUGUGACCUGCUGUUGGUGUACAUGUGGGUACAGGGUGUCUUUAAUUCCAACCGGAUAGAGUAUAAUAUCAAUACUGCUAAAUCUGCAUGUCCUCUGUGUGACUGAUAUAGCGUUGCUACUUCAUUUUUUUUUAAGACAAAAUGAAAGCAAAAUAUAGAGUUCCAACGUAUUGGUGUAGAUAAUCUAGUUGGGAAUACUUUUAAGUCUCACCUUCCCCUUUAAACUAAUAUUCAUAAUUGACUCAUGUUUAAAACACUUUAAUUUACAAAUUAAAUUACAGAUGGGAGCAUUAGAUUUAGUUUAGACUUAGGUGGGUAGCAAUACCAGUAAACUUCUCGACUACAUAACAUUUUGCAACCACAAAACCUGUAAUACGCUGUACAGUAACAAGUGUUGGCAUUAUCAGUUGAACUGUAAAUAUAAAAUGCUUCUUCCAAUUAGUCUCUAUGUUGAUUAAGUUUCUAAAAUUUAUCUGAACACCAUUCAGAAACUUGUUUUGGGGAAUUUGAUAGUUAUUGAUGUACAUCUGUUAAACUGAUGACAGACAUAACUCAUCAUUCCCCAGAAACCUUUUUUGAUUACAGUAUCUAACAUUUUGCCUCCUCUUUUUUGGUUUUGCUGGUUAUAAAGGUUUGGAUUGGAGAGGGCUCACUGGAUCCCAAUCCUUGGAGCUGGAUCAUUGGAUUCAAAUCAUAAUGUGGAUAGGAUAGGGAGGAUGAAUUACAAGGAUUCAUGGAGCGGGAUCAGAUUACCAGGAACAUAGGAGUGGAUUCCUGCCCCAACCAAACCGCAUUCGUGUGGAUUUUUUUUUUUUUUUCAACUUAAUUGGCUAUUCCAAAGAUUUUUUUUUUUUCCUAUUUUUGACGAUUGGAGCCCUUAAGAUGCACGAUGGAAUUGUGUUUUGCAUUUUUUGGUAAAAGGAGCAAAGCGAGGACCUGGAGAUAUACGCUGGAGCAAUCUCCUUGGAAGGAUUCAGCACGAGUAGAUGAUUGAGUAACCCACCUUGCUGUUCAGCCCACAUCCUUCCGGAAACAAAAGGCCAAUGAAAGGGAGAGGAAGGAGCACCAACUCAGAAAGAGGGAGCCAUAAGAUCUGCAUGUAUUAAUAUGGUAACUCUUUGGAGACUUCUGAGAAACAGAAUCCUAUUUGAACUCUGGACUAUCCUCAAGUCUGAUAAUGAAGAAGAAAUUGAAGAGAUGUUUCUAUUGGGAGUUUGGGCUGACUGGUUCCCUGAUGUGUUACCUGCUUCUGCCACUGAUCCAAACUGCAGAACUUCUCAUUCGUUCCCAAGGCCUCCAGGCAGUGUCCAGUAGGGAAUCAACUCUAAAAGGAACCAGACCAACGUUUGCCAGCCCCUUCAUUCUGGUGACUGAGGGAAGGAAAGUGUGGGAAGGGGGUAUAUAUGUGUAGUCGAUGGAAAGGAAACAGACUGUCAAAUUACUAUACCUCUUCCGUUUCUUUUACCAAUAGAAUUCUUCAACCAUAUUAUUUUUUAUUGUGUAUGUAUGGGGGAAGUUGGAGAUGGUGACCUUGAUUAGAAUGUGAUUUAAGAGGAAUAAAUGGAGGGAAUGAGAUAAGAGACAGUCGGUUAUGAAAGAGGUUGAAGUCUUGUAAUAAUGUGACCAUCUGUGGAAUUUUUUAAAGCCAGAGUUUACAAAAAUAUCACUGAUAGAGGCUGCCUCCUCAUUUCCCACCACAGGAGACUUCUUGGACUGGAGGCACUUGUUUAAUAACAGCUUGUCUUUGAUAGAAAAUGUUCAGGGCAUCAUCAUACAAAGUUCCAGUAGCAGUGACGCCUACACGGAAGACUUGGAACUGCAAACAGAGGCUGGGGUCACCUCAGUGACAACUGACGCUGUCCAACCAGAAGUUCAAUUCUUGUUUUGGGGGGUGAGGAAGUAGACUGUACUAAAGCACUAAAACAAUUUUUUGUCUGUACUUUCUCUUUAAUUA